Molecule: messenger RNA, 993 nt
Organism: Bipolaris sorokiniana ND90Pr
Lineage: Eukaryota; Fungi; Ascomycota; Dothideomycetes; Pleosporales; Pleosporaceae
Exons: 1
Source: RefSeq, a predicted model, not a curated record
GAUACAUCACCGACAGUUUCAGUGGCAAAUCCUCUUGAUCAUUCUCAUGACCCCACGAUGCCUACUGCCACUCAAUCACGGACGUCCAAUGACACACCCAUAGGAAAGCCGCGCGCACAUUUCAUGCUCGACAUGCCGCAUCAUGAGUACAUAUUUCCCACAGGAGGAACCAUCAAUGCGACCAUGGUAGAAAUCCUUGUUCUACUUCCUCAUUGGUUUCGCAAUCCCCAAGUCUUGAUGCGCCUUUUGAACAACGGCCUGACGUCCAACAUUCACAUGAUGAUCCUGGAAGAGCACCGUCAACUUGAGCUUAGCACAGGCGAUGAAAUAGAGCGCGCUCGUGAUUACAUUGCCGACUCAUAUCGCAAGGCUAUGCGGAAAAUCAUGCCUGCAUGGUUAAGACGCAAUCACAAGGCGCCGGAAGACUGGGACGCGACUGUUAUGUCUAUUGAGAACGUCAUUCCUAAGGCAGCAACAAAGGGUAGAUAUGUAGCACCAGCAUCUAUUCCAUUCAAGGAUCUCGCAGUCGGACUGAAGAAGCUGCCUCAAGAUUACGAUGCUGGAGAUCUCACGCGUGCGCUUGACUACGCGAUGCAGAACGGCAAGCCUAGUGAAAACGGCAGCACUACUGAUUUCAUGUUCCCAGACGACAUUCACAUGAUUUUGAAUCACAUCGGGAGGACUCAGAUCACGCUCACCCACCUUGACUCCCACGCCGUCCCCCGAUAUGCAACUAUUGUUCGUGCCACAGAACAAGCGCGGCGCAAGAAAAUUGCCAAUGGUAGGAUGCAGAGGCAAUUAAAGGUGGAGUCUAUCCAACAACCCAACGGUUUGAAUCAGUCACCUCAGCAAUCCGCAUUGAGUCAACAUGCACAGUUUCCACUACCGUCUGAGACCAUGGCAGCCCAAUUCCAAAUCCAGCAGCAGACACAUUCCACUACUAUGACCUUCUCAGGCCUACAAACCAAUCUCCCAUAUAGAGGCAUGGGCAUC